Messenger RNA from Oldenlandia corymbosa var. corymbosa, 798 nucleotides. NCBI's taxonomy places the organism in Eukaryota, Viridiplantae, Streptophyta, Magnoliopsida, Gentianales, Rubiaceae. The record is from the annotation of a GenBank genome assembly.
AUGGCGGUUCUUAAUUCCAUCCGUACAACGAACCCACUUGUGCUAAAUCAACAACAGGGGAAUCAGAUUCAGUUCCCUCCUCCACAUCUCGUAAUCCAGAAGCAGGCCUUCUUAAAUGAUGCCUCGAGAAAAAUUUCAGUCUUUCCUAAUAAAAGGGCUAACAUAGUAGCAGCUCCUGUUGUGUUUGCCUCUGCAGGCAAGUCUUCUGCUUCAAAAAUUUGCAUCCUAACUUCUGCAGUGAGUGAAAGAACUGCAAGCUUGUUGGACAGCGUGAAAGUACUUAAUUUGAAUGGAGAUGAAGUGGUCAUCUCUGAUUUGUGGAAAGAUAGAAAAGCUGUCGUUGCAUUUGCUCGUCACUUUGGAUGUGUGCUUUGUCGCAAAAGGGCUGAUUAUCUAGCUGCUCAUAAGGACAAAAUGGACAAAGCUGGUGUGGCCCUUGUCUUGAUUGGACCUGGUAGUGUAGACCAGGCAAAGACUUUUGCAGAACAAACAAAAUUCAAAGGAGAAAUAUAUGCAGAUCCUGACCACUCAUCAUACAGUGCACUGGAAUUUGUUUCUGGUGUUACGACAACAUUUACACCAGGGGCAGGUUUGAAAAUAAUUCAAGCCUACAUGGAAGGAUACCGGCAGGAUUGGAAGCUUUCCUUUGAGAAAGAAACUAGGACAAGAGGUGGCUGGCAACAAGGUGGUAUCAUUGUUGCAGGUCCUGGAAAAUACAAUAUAUCAUACAUCCAUAAGGACAAAGAAGCAGGUGAUGAUCCGGAUGUAGAGGAAAUCUUAAAAGCAUGCUGCACAUAA